UAUUCGCGCGGGAGCAGGCGCUGCGUGAGGUCGUUGAACACUUCUGUUGCGUAACUCCUUGCUUUUAAUAUGAUACUGCUGGGUUCGAAAGCCUCACAGCUGGUCCAGUGCGCUUUGCGACUGUCCCGUCCAAGCAUGCUUGGUUCAGCAGUGAGCAAAUUCCACGGGUCAAGCUGCAGGCAAGACAUCUUCAACAUUCAGGACAAGGAUGACUUCGAAGAGCGUGUACUCAAGAGCGGCAAGCCAGUUCUAAUUGAUUUCCAUGCAAAGUGGUGUAAUCCCUGCAAGCAGCUGACCCCGAGGCUGGAGGAGGCCCUGCAGCAGUUCAAAGAUGAUGUUCACCUGGCAAAGGUGGACAUUGAUGACAAUGAUGAUCUGGCAAUGGAUUAUCAGGUGAGCGCCGUGCCUGUGGUAUUCGCCAUCAAGGGUGGCAAGGUGGCCGACAAGUUCAUCGGCCUUCAGGACUCCGACCGGAUCACCUCCUUCAUCCGCGGGCUGGUCGACAAGUAACUGGCGUCGCCCGCCUGACGUCAUACGUGACGUCACCGUGACGUCACCGCGGCGGCGUGUGAGAUGCGGGUACCCGGGUGGCAUUGGUAGGACGGCUGGCUGAGGGACGCCGACGCUGCCGUUCUCGGCGAUCUGGAUGCCGAUGCCUGACUGAGUGAGACGAUGUACCCUGCGGGGAGCGUGUGUUGCCGGCGUCCCUCGUCACGUCGCGAAGCGAGGGCGCGUGUAGGCUGCGGGUGAUUGGUAGAAGUGACGGAAUGACGGAGUGACGCGUCACGGACGGCGG
Pollicipes pollicipes is the source of this 796-nucleotide messenger RNA. RefSeq names its product thioredoxin, mitochondrial-like. Gene Ontology annotation, molecular function: protein-disulfide reductase activity. The transcript has 3 exons. Gene Ontology annotation, biological process: cell redox homeostasis. Bases 70 to 510 code for a protein of 146 amino acids. Gene Ontology annotation, cellular component: mitochondrion. The record is from RefSeq and is a predicted model, not a curated record. Lineage: Eukaryota; Metazoa; Arthropoda; Thecostraca; Pollicipedomorpha; Pollicipedidae.